AUGCGCGAAGGGGGGGGGGGGGGGCACGCCCGGACAGCGGCUCUUGUUCGGUCGUGUGCUAUUGCGGCUGCGAAAAAGGGCAAGCGCGUGGCUGUGGUUGAUGCCGAGGCGGACAUCGGCGGUGUGUGUGUCCACACUGGCACCAUCCCGUCCAAGACCUUCCGUGAGGCCAUCCUGCACCUCACCGGGUACCGCAACCAGUCGUUCUACACCGGAUCGUCGCUGGCGCGCAAGACGGUGACGGUCAAGGACAUUGUCAACCGGGUCAAGGCGGUGAUCGACAAGGAGCACGCCAUUGUGUCAAGCCAGCUCCUCCGCAACCACAUCGACAUCAUUCCGGGCCACGCCUCGUUUGUCGACUCGAACACUGUGGCCAUCGGCAAGCCGUGGUCGCACCUGCCCGAUCGGCGGGCGCGGCUCAACGCCAUGGAGGGCUUCUCGGUGACGUCAGACGAGAAGCGGCGCGUGACCGCCGACAAGUUCCUGCUCUCGGUCGGCACCCGCCCGGCGCGCCCGGGCCACAUCCCGUUUGAGGCCAAGCAGGUAUUUGACUCGGACGAGAUGCUCAUCGACGACUGGGUCAUUCCGCGGACGCUCAUUGUAGUCGGCGCCGGAGUGAUCGGCAUGGAGUACGCGUCCAUGAUGAACAUCAUCCCGGGCUCACGCGUCUACGUCGUCGAUCAGCGGCCGACCCAGAUCCUGCCGUUUGCCGACACCGAAAUGGUCGAGGCGCUCUGCCACCUCAUGCGCCAGCAAGGCGCCCGGUUCCUGCUCGGCGAGACUGUCUCAUCCUGCGACGUCACCGUCCGCUCUGACGGCCGCGAGACUGUCACCGUCGAGCUAGCGUCGGGCAAGGUCCUCUUUGGCGACGCCCUGCUGUAUGCCGUCGGCCGGCAGGCCAACACCGACUCGCUCAACCUCUCCGCUAUCGGACUGGAGACCGACAAGCGCGGCCUCAUCUCUGUCGACGACAAGUUCAUGACCUCGGUCGGCCACGUCUACGCUGCCGGCGACUGCAUCGGCUUCCCUGCCCUCGCCUCGGUCUCGGGCCAGCAGGGCCGCCUCGUUGCAGACUACAUGUUCGACGACAUCACCGACCGCGUCGAGACCCAGGGUGACUUCCCUUACGGCAUUUACACCGUGCCCGAGCUUUCCUUCAUCGGCAUGUCCGAGCGCGAGCUCACCGCCGCCCAGAUUCCGGUCGAGGUCGGCCUCGCCUCCUACGCCGAGCUGGCAAAGUCUGCCAUGAUCGGCGGCUCGUACGGCCUGCUGAAGCUCCUCUUCUGCCCGCACACCUUCCGCCUUCUCGGCGCAUCCGCCAUCGGCGAGGGUGCCACGGAAAUCAUUCACGUCGCACAAACCGCCAUGGCUCUCAACGGCACCAUCGAUCUCUUCCUCACCCAAGUCUUCAACUACCCGAGUUACUCUGAGGCCUUCCGCGUUGCAGCGCUCAACGGCCUCGGCCGCGUCGCCCGCGGGAUCGGCCACCAGGAGGUCCGCCGCCGCAUCGAGCACAACCGUGCCGCCCAUGCCCACUAGCACAAGCUAAACAAGCGAGCUUAUUCA
Messenger RNA from Thecamonas trahens ATCC 50062, 1566 nucleotides. RefSeq names its product pyridine nucleotide-disulfide oxidoreductase dimerization region. Gene Ontology annotation, molecular function: dihydrolipoyl dehydrogenase (NADH) activity; flavin adenine dinucleotide binding. Gene Ontology annotation, cellular component: cytosol. The transcript has 2 exons. Lineage: Eukaryota; Apusomonadida; Apusomonadidae. The record is from RefSeq and is a predicted model, not a curated record. Bases 1 to 1539 code for a protein of 512 amino acids.